UUUGGCGCUGCCAUUUGAGCUUGGGCUGAAACCGAGGGUGGGCCGGCCGCGGCGCCUGCGGUGUCUGCAGAGGCGGUGGGGGCGGAGGAAUGAAGAGGGUCGCUUGACUUCAGUAAACGCACCGGGAUGUGUUGGCCGGGGCAGCCGGCAGGCUGAUGGGGGAGGGAAGGAGCAGCCUGUGAAACGGGGUGACGGCGGCCACGAGCCCGGGCGGGGACCGGGCCUGGGAGAGGCCCCUGAGCAGCCGGCUGGUCCGGUGGCUGGGCUAGGGUGGGGGGCGUGGGGUCGCAGGGAUAGACGCUCAGCUGAGCCUGCUGGGGGCAGGAGGGCGAGAAGAAGGGUAGUCUUUACUGUUCGGAGAGAGCCGAGGACAAAGGGAGGUUUGGAAGAGAGUGGCUGGAAGUAGUGAGAAGCUGGUAACAGGCGUGCUGCAAGGAACUGAAAGGAUCUGAGAGAAAGAAGGGAAAUCUGUGUAAGUAGCGAAAGAAUUAAGUGACAAGAAAGGCCAGUGAAAGUGAAGGAAAGGUGAGGGGUGGCACAGAGCUAAGAGAAGGGUCGGUGAAAGUGUAUAGAGGAUCGAGGAAAAAGCCGUGGAAGUGGCUGGGGUCCGGGGCCGGAAGAGUGUCAGACGGGGCCGGAAGGCAGCGGAGCUGAACGCAAAACUGAGAGUGUUUGGAAACUGGAAGACUUGGUGGCGAAAGAGGGUCAGGACUCAGAUCGCACCUCGGAGAGUGAGCGACAUGUCCGGGAUGUGGGAUCAGAGGCUGGUGCGUUUGGCGGUUGUACAGCAGCUUCGGGCUGCCUAUGGAAUUAAGGUCAAGGGUGGCCGUGCUCAGUGCGAUCGCAGGAGACAGGAAACAGCAACCACGGAAAUAGUGGGUAAAAUAUUUGGAGUACCAUUAAAUGCAUUGCCCCAGUCCGUUGUACCAGAAUAUGGACAUAUUCCAAGUUUUCUUGUUGAUGCUUGCACGUCUUUAGAAGAGCAUGUUCAUACAGAAGGGCUUUUUAGGAAAUCAGGAUCUGUUAUUCGUCUAAAAGCACUAAAGAAUAAACUCGAUCAUGGUGAAAGAUGCCUGUCUUCUGCACCUCCUUGUGAUACCGCGGGACUUCUUAAGCAGUUUUUUAGGGAAUUGCCAGAGCCCAUUCUCCCAGCUGAUUUGCAUGAAGCACUUUUCAAAGCUCAACAAUUAAAAACAGAGGAGAAGAAUAAAGCUACAUUGUUGCUCUCCUGUCUAAUGGCUGACCACACAAUUGAUAUAUUAAGAUACUUCUUUAACUUUCUCAGGAAAGUUUCUCUUAGGUCCAGUGAGAAUAAGAUGGAUAGCAGCAAUCUUGCUGUAAUAUUUGCACCAAAUCUUCUUCAGACAAGUGAAGGACAUGAAAAGAUGUCUGCUAACACAGAAAAAAAGCUACGACUACAGGCUGCAGUAGUACGAACUUUUAUUGAUUAUGCAUCAGAUAUCGGGCAUGUUCCAGAUUUUAUCCUAGAAAAGAUACCAGCUAUGUUGGGUAUUGAUGGUCUCUGUGCUACUCCAUCACUAGAAGGCUUUGAAGAAGGCGAUUAUGAAACUCCUGGUGACUAUAAGAGAAAACGAAGACAAAGUGUAGGAGAUUUUGUUAGUGGAGCAUUAAAUAAAUUUAAAUCUAACAGGACACCUUCUAUUACACCUCAACAGGAAAGAAUUGCCCAGCUAUCCGUUUCACCAAUUCUUACACCAAAUGCUAAGCGUAAACUGCCGGUAGAUUCUCAUGGUUUCUCAAGUAAGAAAAGAAAGUCCAUCAAGCACAAUUUUAACUUUGAGUUGUUGCCAAGUAAUCUCUUCAGUAGCAGUUCUACACCAAUAUCAGUUCACUGUGAUACAAGCCCGGAAGGGUCAUCUCAGAGUUCAUUCUCUCCUGUCGCCAUCAGUGGAAACCAUUUGAUCAGUACAAAUGUGCUAAGGCGAAGUAAAAGGCUUGCAAGCAAAAAGGUUUGCAGGGUGGAAUCAGGAAAAGCAGGCUGCCUCUCUCCUAAAAUCAGCCGUAAAGAAAAGGUUCGAAGAUCUCUUCGUUUGAAAUUUAAUCUAGGGAAAAAUAGCAAAGAUGGAAAUGAGUGUUCUGGUGUCAAUAGAUCUGAAAAUGUUGGUCGACGACUUGCAAAUCAACAAAGUUUAAAAAAUAGGAUUGACUCUGUAAAAACAGGUCUGCUUUUUAGCCCAGAUACUGAUGAAAGAUUAACACAGAAAGGUUCGAAAAAGAGCAGUAAGUCGGAGGAAAACUUAUUAACUCCAGAGCAACUAAGUGGAACAAAUUACCGAAUAUCUUGGAUAGGACCUAGUAAUUCUGAUUUUCAAGAAGUAGAUGGAAGUGAAGCUUCUCCAAUAGAUGGAACUCUUGAGGUGGAGAACUGUUCUUUGGAGCCUGAUAUGAUGGUUGAAAAGUCCCCUGUUAGCUCAUACGCGCUCCCCACUCCUAAUGUACACAGUCAGCACAGUAACAACAUAACUGGCAGCUCUCUUAGUGGUGAUGAAAAUAACCUGACCACAGAGACUGUGGUGAAAAUUCAGAAAGCAUUUUCUGAAUCUGGAAGUAAUCUUCAUGCAUUGAUAAAUCACAAGCAGUCAUCAUUAACUAAUGUGGAGAAAGUAAAAUUCAAUGAAACAUCUUCUACCAAAGGUAGCCCAGAGAAAAAUCUCUUGAAAACUAAUUUGACUGUGAUAGAAUCAAAUGGACACCAUACCAGUAACGAUGAAGAUAGCUUUUCAGAAAGAGACUUCUCACUACAUCAGCCUCAAAAAUCGGAUAGAGAAGCCACUAUAAAAUGUUACUCAACUCAGAUGCAGAUACAACUAGAAAACAACAUUCAUUUCAAUAUACCAACAGAUUAUUUAAGCAAGCAGGAGUUGCCCAGUGAUGAACAUGUAAGGAAACAAGAGUCCCCAAGGGAUACCCUCAAUACUAAAUUAAAGGAGAAUGAAAAUUUGCUUGAAGAGAACUUACUGAAACAUACAGCUUCUAGGGAGGUUGUGGCUAGCACCUCUUCCUUGGGACAGAGCACGGGCAGUAGCACAAACUUGUCAAAACCUAGUCCUGGGGGAAUCAUUAAACAGCAGUCACUGGUGGAGACACGUGAUGAAACGGUUUCUGAAUGCUUACAAAUGACAAAGCAUGGAAGGGUUUCAGACCACAUACAGUGGUUUAACAAGCUCUCUUUAAAUGAACCAAAUAGGACAAAAAUUAAGUCACCUCUGAAGUUUCAGCGUACGCCUGUCCGUCAGUCAGUGAGAAGAAUCAGUUCUUUGUUGGAGCAUGGUGGACAACCUCCAAGGCGUAAAUUAGCAAGUCUUGGUGAUACUGCUUCUCCUCUGGUUAAAUCAGUGAGCUGUGAGAGUGCUCUUCCCUCUUGUGUAGAAAGUAUGACAAAAGAUUCCUCCCAUCCAUGUACCAGAUCAGGUCCUAAAGAACAGAAGUCUUCAUCUUGCAAGCAGUCAAAUAUUGAUAUGAUUUCAAAAUCAAGCAUGGAGGUAACUUCUACAUCUUUCUUACAAAUGAAGAGGCACCCAAACUCUGUGAAUGCUUCUCUUGGGUCCACCAGAGUUUGUAAACAAGAAGUGAUAUCUAAUAGCCAAAUUAAGGUUCCCUUGGAUGAUCUAACAAACCAUGAUAUAGUAAAAUCUAUUGUAAGUAAUGAUAAGGUCUUUCCCCCUGGAGUAAGCAGCAGGGUCCUUAGAAAACCAUCAGAAAAAGAGCGGAUCUGGUAUAAAGGUUCUCCCAAAAAUCCUAUUGGAAAACUUCAACUACUACCAACAAGUAAACCUGUAGACUUAUAAUUGGUAAAUGUUGUACUUGUCAUUAAUGUAUAUAAAAUUAUCAAUUGGUGAUAUGACUUGCAAGGUAAUUGAUGUGUUUGUAGCUCAGGAUGAUUGUUAUGUGAUGAAUUUAAUUUCAUUGCACAAGCAACUUGAAUUCUUGUUUUUCUUAAUUAUGGCAAUAUUUAAGCUGUCUUUAAUUUUAUUGUGAUCUCUUAAAGCAGAGGUUACACUUUACUUUUUUAAAGAAAUUGUUGACUGGGUUUAUAAGAAGUUAAUUUUUGAGAAUUGGAUGAAUUUUAUUUUUUAACGUGUGAUAGAAUGGAAUGAGUCGUGCUGAUUUCUUGUUACUCCUAGGUCAGAUGAGGUUUCUCCAAGAAAUCUCAACACAUAGAGGGAGAGAUAAGCCCUGCAGAUCUUAUUUCUCAAAUUCCAUUAAUGUUCAGUGUCUUUAAAAAUCCCUAGAAAUUAAUUUGCUUCAAUAGCAUUUUAAUCCUUUGUUCCUUUUGGAUGUAAUUAGGUUUAUAUUGCCUAUAGAUGUGACAGUGUGUUCCCUUGAACUAAGAAUAAUGGCCGAUGCAGAAUGACGAUGACUCAAGUGUGCUUCUAUAGUAUGAGGCUGCAGAAAUAACAGAUGACUUUUAAGCCAUACUAUAUUUUUAAAGUUAAUUUGCACAAAUACAUUUGUAUCUGUUUUGUCCAAUAAAGAAUUUAAAAUUCUUUAAGGAGUAAUUAAGCUUGGGAGAUUUUAAUCAAAGUGAUUGCUUGUAUGCAGAUGCUUGGUUUUAGACUUUGAAGUAAUUGAUGCGCCUCUGUAUAUUUACCUUGGAUUCUUACAAGAACCUGUGAUGGUUUUGUCAUGUGUGUAAAUGUUAUUUAUUUAGCAUAGACAUUAAAGAAAACUUUCUGGAAAA
This is a messenger RNA of Bubalus bubalis (water buffalo), 4702 nucleotides long. RefSeq names its product rho GTPase-activating protein 11A. Bases 741 to 3809 code for a protein of 1022 amino acids. The transcript is spliced from 12 exons. Gene Ontology annotation, biological process: signal transduction. The record is from RefSeq and is a predicted model, not a curated record. Lineage: Eukaryota; Metazoa; Chordata; Mammalia; Artiodactyla; Bovidae.